AUGAGACCUCCUCGAGGCCGUGGUGGUGGUGGUGGAUUUAGGGGCAGAGGUGAUGGAGGAAGGGGUAGAGGCAGAGGCGGUGGCGGUGGAGGCAGAGGCGGUGGUGGAGGUAGAGGUAUGAGCCGCGGUGGUGGGCGCGGUGGUGGAAGAGGCCGCGGUGGAGGAAGAGGAGGUGGCAUGAAAGGUGGAAGCAAAGUUGUCAUUGAACCCCACAGACAUGAAGGGAUUUUCAUAGCCAAGGGUAAAGAAGAUGCCCUUGUCACCAAGAAUAUGGUCUCUGGUGAAUCUGUCUACAACGAGAAGAGGAUUUCCGUACAGAAUGAAGAUGGAACAAAAGUUGAAUACAGAGUUUGGAACCCAUUCAGGUCAAAGUUGGCGGCUGCUGUUCUUGGUGGUGUUGAUGACAUAUGGAUUAAACCUGGUGCUCGAGUGUUAUAUCUUGGUGCUGCUUCUGGGACUACUGUGUCUCAUGUCUCUGAUGUUGUUGGCCCUACUGGUAUAGUGUAUGCUGUGGAAUUCUCUCAUAGAAGUGGCAGAGAUUUGGUCAACAUGGCAAAGAAGCGUACUAACGUUAUACCCAUCAUUGAAGAUGCCAGACACCCAGCCAAAUACCGGAUGUUGGUAGGCAUGGUGGAUGUAAUAUUUUCUGAUGUUGCUCAGCCAGAUCAGGCAAGAAUUUUGGCACUUAAUGCGUCAUAUUUUCUCAAAGCCGGUGGUCAUUUUGUUAUAUCAAUCAAGGCCAACUGCAUAGACUCUACCGUUCCAGCAGAAGCAGUGUUUGCAAGUGAGGUGAAUAAGUUAAAAGCAGAUCAAUUCAAACCGACCGAGCAAGUAACUCUCGAGCCAUUUGAGCGAGAUCAUGCCUGUGUUGUUGGUAUUUAUCGGGCGCCAAAAAAACAGAAGUCUGCUGCGUAGUUUAAACUAUGGGAUGUGGAUUUAAAAGGAUGGUUUGGUUUCUAGUUGUCUGUAGUAGUAUAUCAUUGUCUCUUAUAUAGGUUGUAGGUGAGAUCAUGGUUAAAAUUAGUAUUCAGAUAAAAGCUUUGUUCUAUUUUCAUUUUGUUGAUUGAUGAUAAUUGGAGAAGGGCGAUGCUGUUCUUUUGCUGACAUCGCUAUUAAUUCCGAUCUUUAAGCAAUGUUAAUCGCUAGAUUUUGUGUUUUGAUGUAUAAUACGGAUGGCAUUUUACUUG
Messenger RNA from Benincasa hispida (wax gourd), 1187 nucleotides. RefSeq names its product rRNA 2'-O-methyltransferase fibrillarin 1-like. Gene Ontology annotation, cellular component: small-subunit processome; box C/D methylation guide snoRNP complex; nucleolus. The record is from RefSeq and is a predicted model, not a curated record. Gene Ontology annotation, biological process: box C/D sno(s)RNA 3'-end processing; rRNA methylation. Gene Ontology annotation, molecular function: RNA binding; rRNA methyltransferase activity; histone H2AQ104 methyltransferase activity. Lineage: Eukaryota; Viridiplantae; Streptophyta; Magnoliopsida; Cucurbitales; Cucurbitaceae.